GACGGGUGAGCCCAGCUGCUCUCGGUUGCUACAGCAGCAUCUUGUGAUAUGUAACGUUCCCAAGAAAGAUGGAGGAAUUUGAAGUUGAAUCUCCUGUAACUGAGGAUCUGCUGCCUUGCAAAAUAUGUGGAAGGAGGUUUUUUUCAAAAGUUCUUAAGAAGCAUGUGCCCAUCUGCCAGAAAUCAUCAGCAAAGAAACGCAAGGUGUUUGAUUCCAGCAGGCAGAGGGCAGAGGGCACAGACAUUUCUACAUUGAAACCCCUCAAGCCAAAGUUACAAAGUUCUUCCAGCAGCUCGCAGUCUGCUAAACCUGAACCACCCAAAAAACAGUCCAACUGGCGGCGCAAGCAUGAGGAAUUCAUCGCCACAAUCCGCGCUGCUAAAGGCUUAAAUCAAGUCAUGAAGGAUGGCGGACCCUUGCCCCCACCACCUCCCCCUUCGUAUGACCCAGAUUAUAUCCAGUGCCCAUACUGUCAGAGGCGGUUUAGUGAAAAUGCAGCAGACAGGCAUAUCAAAUUCUGCAAGGAACAGGCAUCUCGCAUUUCCAACAAGGGCAAGUUCCCGGGAAGUGAGAAAGCCAAGCCCCCAGCCAGGAGCCAGUACAAAACCCCCGCAGUGAAGAAGGCAAAUACGGUAUCGUCUGUGACUUCCUCUCGCCUGCCCCAGCGCUCAGCCUAUGGACCCUCUUCAGGAGCAGUGAUCCCCGGCAGUAAGAUCUCUGUUGGCACAGUGCGAAAUAUGUCGUCCGGCUACUCACCAUCCCGUGCCCCCACUGGCGGCCUGUCCAGUCCUCCCUCUGGAGUUAACGUGAAGCCCAAAGGAGUAGCUGCUCAGAGCUCUGUGAAGAACUCCGGAAUAGGGGCAAACAAAAAGAAGGUCUACAAUGCCGACAACUAUAAUUCAAGGAAUGAAGCCAAUAUCGAGAGUGAGGUGGACUACUCCGCACAGGGGACCAAGUUCUGCCACGAGUGUGGGACCAAGUACCCAGUGGAGUGGGCUAAGUUCUGCUGUGAGUGUGGGGUGAGAAGGAUGUGCAUUUAGAGACAGAGAGCGAUGGUGAGAGUGACAGUGAGGGAGAUCGAGCAGUAAUGAUACUGAGCUCUUCCUUCCAUCAUGGUGCAUUCCCUUUCUUGGAUUUUGAUUCUUCUUUUUCUUUCUUUCAUUUAUUUAAAUCUGUUUUUUGUUGUUGUUGUUGUUGUUGUUGUUUAUCAUUGAAGUGCAAUAUGAUGGGCGACUGAUUCAAAAAAUGAAUGUAAUUAUUUUUUUAAAAUCUCAGUUUGCCCGUAACAGGUUACCCAUGGCCAGAAUUAAGAAAGUUUUAAAAGUGGAGCGCAUCACAAAUUUUCAAUCGAUUCAAGUGGCUUGUAAAGUCCAUAUCCUGGUAACUACAGCUCUUUUGAAAGGAAAAAGGGCAAUGGAAGUAUUCUAGCUUAAUUUAUAAUGUGUUAUUUAUUAUCAUAAAAUUGAUUAGCUAAAAAAACUUAGAAAUAAUGCUUAAACUAGGCAAUUCAGUUUUGUAUUAACUUUGUGUUUUAUAUGUUCUUAAUGCUUAUAUGUUAUAUUCUUAGUAUCUUUAUUUGUGCUGAGAUGUAUGAGAAGUACAUUUACCACGUAGGAGCAAUCUACAGGCUUUAUCCUGCUUCAUCUGCAAGCAUAUUCAAACAGCGCCACCAACGCACGCUUCACAAUCUCAACCUAAAGGCAAGGGCUGUGACCCACCCUGGCCACAGCAUGUGCGUGCAAAGAGCAACAUUUACUGCCUGCUCCAUUGCUCCUGCACCCUUCAUAAGCUGUCCUAGCUGCACAGCAGAGGUCAUUCCCUCGUUAGUUUACAUGAGGUCAGCUUCAUAAGGGCUUGGUUUCAGCCCUCUGAGGCCAACGGAACGCAAUCCCUAGCUAGCACCUCAUGCUGCUGUUACAAGCCUCCCAGCAGCACGAUCCUGUCGAGCAUCUGCCCUCUGACCACUGUGUUUAACGUUUGUGCAGAAGCCAACAGGCACAGGUCACCGCUGAUGGGCUGGAUGCUGGCAAUAGAUUUGUCAUUCUGUGCAUAGAAUGUAAAAUGCAUUUAAAAUCAUUCUCAAAUAAACACUGAUGUGAGUGAU
This is a messenger RNA of Electrophorus electricus (electric eel), 2104 nucleotides long. It is a transcript of the gene zc2hc1a, whose product is annotated as zinc finger, C2HC-type containing 1A. NCBI's taxonomy places the organism in Eukaryota, Metazoa, Chordata, Actinopteri, Gymnotiformes, Gymnotidae. The record is from RefSeq and is a predicted model, not a curated record.